CGUCCUUGUUCUGUUUAGUGCAGCUAUGAUUCGGCUCAAAAACAUGGAGUCAUUUAAAUGAUUUGCCUUUCAUGAAACACCAAAUUUUUGCAAGCUUUAAAAUGCUAUUAAAACCAGCGCUGUUUUGUAUGCGAAUUGACAACAUUGUUGUACAAUGAAGUUGUAAACACGUUUCCAGUACGUUUUAUUUUGUAACAUUUUUUACUACUCAACUAUUAAUUUACCAUCUUAAUCCAUCAGUCAAAUCCUCCAUUCACUCCAAAUCAGACAUUAUAAAUGUAAACAUUCAGUAUUACGCCACUUCCUGUUUAAUUUACCCGCGCGGGUAACAUCUUCAGGUUGAAUGUGAUGACCGUUGAAAUUCUCCAAGAAGGCGAUGUUGUGUGUCUCCAGAAGUUGUGCUGUAAGGCCCCUCCUCCACCUAGACCGGAGUAUGAUGUUAUGUGCAUUGGACUGAGCGGUGCCGGCAAGACCAGUCUGCUAUCUCGCUUGUGCAAUGAGAUCAGUGAUGGCACGGUACCAACCACAGGUUUCAGCAUCAAGGCAGUGCCAUUCGAAAAUGUGAUACUGAAUGUGAAGGAACUAGGAGGAGCUGAGACCAUCAAGAAAUACUGGAGCCGAUAUUAUCAAGGUUCCCAAGGUGUGGUGUUUGUCCUCAACAGUGCCGCAUCAGACGAAGAGAUGGAGGCGUCCCGGUCUGAGCUUCUCUCGGCCAUGCAGCAUCCUCAGCUGUGCACCCUUCCUUUCCUCAUUCUCGCCAACCACCAGGAUUCACCAGCUGCCCGCUCUGUAUCGGAGAUUCAGAAGUACUUUGAAUUGCAGCCGCUGGCCCGAGGGAAGCGCUGGAUUCUUGCAGGCAGCACAACGAACAACAUGGAGGCCGUGAAGGAAAGUUUCAGUCAACUCAUCCGCCUUUUGGAAGAGAAGGAGAUGCUACCUAGCAGGAUAUGAUUCAAUCAAACUUCAAAGUGGAAAGUGGGUUUGAAGUGUUGUUUGCUAGAAGGCUUUUUUUUUUUGACUUCUUUGUCGUUGUUUUAUAACCCACUGGAGACAUAGAUGCAAAUUGCCACAUGUUUUGAUGAGCUGACUGACAUAUUUGUUACCCUCAGGUCAAGGGCCACACAUAUGCUGAUUUAGUAGCAGGUGAACCAAAGUCCUUUAAAGAGAUCAGGUUUUUACCAUUAUUUGUAAAUGUAAUUUGCUAUUUGAUAACCUAUUUGUCGUUUAUUAGUUGGUUGUCAUGUGGUGUGAGUGUGGAAUUUAUGUAAAUAAUAUAUUGUACAUGCAUAUAUACAUA
Sinocyclocheilus rhinocerous is the source of this 1297-nucleotide messenger RNA. RefSeq names its product ADP-ribosylation factor-like 15a (gene arl15a). Bases 349 to 951 code for a protein of 200 amino acids. The record is from RefSeq and is a predicted model, not a curated record. The transcript is spliced from 6 exons. NCBI's taxonomy places the organism in Eukaryota, Metazoa, Chordata, Actinopteri, Cypriniformes, Cyprinidae. Gene Ontology annotation, molecular function: GTPase activity; GTP binding.